AGAAGCAAGCCUGCGGGGGAGGGGGAGCAAGUGGGCUGCUGCUUUUAGCAGCUGAAAGGGCUGCAGGGAGCGCUGGGUAAGACAUUUUCUGCUUCUGCUUCUGCGGUAGAAGCUGCCGUGAGUAAGUCAGAGGAAGGAGGAUCGAGAGGGAGGAGGCUUCAUUUGCAGCCAUGCUGAAUCACUGUUGCUGAUCAGAUCUCCCGCUGGUCUCCCGGGAGAACUAGGAACCGAGCUGGGAUUCCUCGUACAUGCACAAUCCGGUGGCUACCACCCCUGCUGGGCCUCGCACAAUGGAGGGUGAAAGCAUCAAGCCAGGCUCCCAGCCCCCGAUACAGGCUGGAGAUGAUGAGAAGAACCAGAGGACAGUCACAGUCAACCCUGCCCACAUGGGGAAGGCAUUCAAGGUUAUGAAUGAACUGCGGAGUAAGCAGCUGUUGUGUGACGUGAUGAUUGUGGCGGAAGAUGUCGAGAUAGAAGCCCACCGUGUGGUCCUGGCAGCCUGCAGCCCCUACUUCUGUGCGAUGUUCACAGGUGACAUGUCUGAGAGUAAAGCCAAGAAGAUUGAAAUCAAGGAUGUGGAUGGGCAGACGCUCAGUAAGCUGAUUGACUACAUCUAUACUGCUGAAAUCGAGGUGACUGAAGAGAACGUCCAGGUGCUGCUCCCAGCAGCCAGUUUGCUGCAGCUCAUGGACGUUCGGCAGAACUGCUGUGACUUCCUACAGGCUCAGCUGCAUCCCACCAACUGCCUGGGCAUCCGUGCGUUUGCUGAUGUGCACACCUGCACUGACCUUCUGCAGCAGGCCAAUGCCUAUGCAGAGCAGCACUUUCCAGAGGUGAUGCUGGGGGAAGAAUUUCUUAGCCUAAGUCUGGACCAGGUGUGCAGCUUGAUAUCCAGUGACAAGCUGACCGUGUCUUCGGAAGAAAAGGUGUUUGAGGCUGUGAUUUCCUGGAUCAAUUAUGAGAAAGAAACGCGUUUAGAGCACAUGGCAAAGCUGAUGGAGCAUGUCCGGCUCCCCCUCUUACCUAGGGACUACCUGGUCCAGACUGUGGAAGAAGAAGCGUUGAUAAAGAAUAACAACACCUGUAAGGACUUCCUCAUUGAGGCAAUGAAAUACCACCUGCUCCCUCUGGACCAGAGGCUACUGAUUAAGAACCCAAGGACCAAACCCAGGACUCCAGUCAGCCUACCAAAGGUCAUGAUUGUGGUUGGUGGCCAGGCGCCCAAGGCAAUCCGUAGUGUGGAGUGCUAUGAUUUCGAGGAGGACCGGUGGGAUCAGAUUGCUGAACUUCCGUCUCGGAGAUGCAGAGCAGGUGUGGUGUUCAUGGCUGGCCACGUGUAUGCUGUGGGCGGGUUUAACGGCUCGCUGCGGGUACGGACGGUGGAUGUGUAUGACGGGGUGAAGGACCAGUGGACGUCCAUCGCCAGCAUGCAGGAACGCCGGAGCACACUGGGUGCAGCGGUGCUCAACGACCUGCUCUACGCCGUGGGAGGCUUUGACGGCAGCACUGGCCUGGCGUCGGUAGAAGCCUACAGCUACAAGACCAACGAGUGGUUCUUUGUGGCCCCGAUGAACACGCGGCGGAGCAGCGUGGGUGUGGGAGUUGUAGAAGGGAAGCUGUACGCCGUUGGGGGUUACGACGGGGCCUCCCGCCAGUGCCUGAGCACCGUGGAGCAGUACAACCCAGCGACCAACGAGUGGAUCUACGUGGCGGACAUGAGCACCCGCCGUAGUGGCGCAGGGGUUGGGGUGCUCAGCGGACAGCUGUAUGCCACAGGUGGGCACGACGGGCCGCUGGUGAGGAAGAGUGUUGAGGUUUACGAUCCCGGAACAAACACCUGGAAGCAGGUGGCGGACAUGAACAUGUGCCGGCGCAAUGCAGGGGUCUGUGCAGUGAAUGGGCUGCUGUAUGUGGUCGGCGGAGAUGACGGCUCCUGCAACCUGGCCUCGGUAGAGUACUACAACCCGGUCACCGACAGAUGGACGCUGCUGCCGACCAACAUGAGCACUGGGCGCAGCUACGCAGGUGUUGCUGUGAUUCACAAGUCCUUGUGACCCAGGAGGUGGAGCAAGGAGCAAGUUCUGCCUGUGACUCACAACUGCAGGGCCACGAAAACUGGAUGGAACUCCUGGGGAGGGUCCACGGGGUUGUGACAACUGCCCUCCUCCCGCUGGGCACACUGAUGUCAUCCCCAGCAGAGUGGCAGAGUGGACACUGGCCACCUCCUCCUGUUCCCCUGAGGUGCUUUGGUCUCUGCUCCUGACAGCAGGCCCGGAAGCAUCUCUAGGCUUUUAUUUUUGGAGUUUCUACAGGGACACCAGGGAGCCUGGAAUGUGUGUGCAUGUGUGUGUGUGUGUGUGACGUGGUGUUUCACUCAGUUGAGGGGUGAAGAUGUGUGCUAGUCUACUGGAUUUCUUUACUACUGAUCCUUUUGCGAUGCUGAAAAUCAAAUCACAGAAACCUGUCUCCUGGAGUUGUCCCCGGGGACCCAGGACUACUAAAGCUGCUGCCUCCUGGAGCCCCAGCUGGACAGGCUGAGAAUAUCCCACAGUGACCGGCCGGCGGGAGGAGCACCCUCCGACCAUGCCCACGUACAGGACUUGACUACCGCAACUCUGUCUGCAGACGGGCUGGGGCCUUCUCGGAGCUGUGCCACAUCCUCUCUCUGCUCGACCGUGGAACAGACAGCUCUCGCAGGAGCCUCAGCCGGCCCUGCUUCCUUGGGCCGUCCUCAGGAAGAAGCUAAGGACUGUCCAUUCUUCAGGCCGGGGCCUGCGCUCUCUGAUGUCAUGGACUCCAGGAUUGGGAGGUUUUGUGUCUCUUGAGGUGGGAAAAGCAACUCUUUAGAGAAGCCACAGGGUGCACACUGGAGGAAGAAAAUACAGAGGAAAAAGAAACACAAAAACAGGAAGCCAAAGUGCUAACGGUUCAGUCUCUGCCCGUGGCAGCCUCAGAGAGGGGUCUUCCUUCUGGGUCUUCCAAGGCUCGGCAUCCCCAGUUCACUUCCUAUGCAGGCUUCAUGCUUAACAGGGCGCCGUCUUGCUCUCAGAAGUGUUCUGGUUUGCAGGGUAAGUCAAAGGUCACCUCCCUCCAAGCUCAGAGGUAGGUGUACAGGAGCACGUGUUGUUCAGAUGGGCGGCGGCGGAGCUGGCCCUCAGCUCUAGUGGUGAUGCUCCAGCUGUCUAGGGCCUUGGCUUCCUUUCCUGGGGCUCCCCCCGCUCUUGCAGGGUCUGUCCUCUCUCCCCAGUAGCCAGCACACACCCUCCUCUCCCCCUUGCUUCUCCUGUUGGGGAAGGGGAUGGUGAUGGGCUCUGGAUUUGAGAGCUCUCCUGGGGAGAGCUUGGUGAGAGCUUUGCUAAUUCACAUGGAAAACUUGUUAAUGACAGAACUUCAAGUACCCAGAGGGUACUUGAGAGUGUGGAGUCUUUUGCUAUACUGUUCCUAAACUAGCAAAUUGCCUGUGUUGGAAUUUCUGCCAUGAGGAGUGCGGAGCCACCGUCCUGGAGAACGGUUUCACGCCUCAGGGACUACGGCACGGUUUGCGUGGGAAUUCUGACAGCUAGGCUUUGCACAAGCAGAGAGCACAGGACGGUGGCACUUCUCACCAUGAGCUCCUAUAGUUAGAAACCCGGACAGCUCCUGGGCUGGUUGGCUGCUCUGUGUGUUUCCUGUGUGCUGUGCCCUAAAUGUGCAAUUAUCCUGCAGACCAAACUCCUCUCUCUGGUGUUAAGCAGAUGUCAGUUCAGUAGGACAUUUGGAGAGCACCAAGGCACUCAGAGGUGUUCGUAGCCUUGGGGAGAGGCUAAAACAUCCAGAUCUGGUGGACCCUGAAGAAGUGUCCCUGAAGGAACCCUGGAGUGUUGAGGUUGGGUUCUCUGCUCUUUCCUGGUGCUGGGGUGAGACUGGUUCUCGAGCUCUGUCUGGCUGUCUGCUGAUGGAAAGAGCCUUUCAUUGCAGACGUCAUGGUGGGCAUGCAGUGUGGUGGGGAGGAGGUUGGGGAUUGGGGUCUGAUGAGAGGUCAGAUCCUCAUCCCUAGCCCCACCUCCGAGAAGCCAGGCUUUCGUGCUUCUGUGGAGGAGGUUGUGUGUCCUGGGCCGACUUCCCAGAGAGGGCCUCCCCUGCGAGCUGCCCACUCUGGUUUUUUGCUUCUGGGUUUCUGUCCUCCCUCCCACUCGUGCCCCGUUCCUCGGAAGCCCUGCCUCUGCUGGUGGUGCUGCUGAGGCCACGUUUGUUUCGUCCCCACGUCCUUCCUUGAGGGGACCAGAACGCGGGAGCCUCCUUACCCAAAAGCCAAUCUGUUCUAGUUGCCUACAGAGGCCACCCCAAAACUGCUGCCUCCUCAUCGCCCGGUGCCUCUCUCUCCACCCUGGACGCAGCAGACUGUUCUCAGGCCUCUGCUGGCUGCUCAGGGUGGCCACUGCUUGAUUGUGACUGCAGCUCUGCCCGUGGCGAAGCUGAAAUUCGAUGGCAGUGCUGAAAGGGAAUUGAGGCCCACGGCUAGAAGCAGCUUAGACGCCACUUGGGUACUGAUGUGAACAAUGCAGAAAUCAGAUUCUGAACUCCACAGUUCUUUCUCCUAAGUACCCAAUGGCAUCUCUCCAUCUAACAAGUUGCAGUGUUAUGCAAAUGACAAUGACCUCAUUUUCUGCUAUGCAAUAAGAAUACUUAAUUCUAUUUCAUGACAAGCCAGUUGCAAUAUCCCCUAAGAUGCUUUUUGAGCUGUCUUACUUUGAUAUCUGCUGUGUAAUGUUUGUAUGUUUCUGAGCCAGAUCCUUUCGAAGAUUGCUUUUUUAUAAAAUUGAAGCUAUAGCUUUCAGGCUAAAAUUUUAAUGUAGAUAUUUUUUAUAAGAUAAUUUUCCAAGAUAUCUGAAUCACUUUUUAUUGUCCACAAUAUGCAAUGUUGUCUUCUCUCUGUUGUUCACUCGCAAAGCAUAGCCUAUGCCUUGCAGCCAUCUUCCUGUUCUCACUUUCCCCAAACAGAUUUUUCUGGAGCUCCAGGUAGAUGGGUCUCCUGUUCUGUACUAUAUUCAAGUGAGACUGCUGAAUUUAAAAACGUGGCCACUGGUGUUUCUUGAAUUGCUAAGGGCUAAGGUCAAGGUUGACUCAGCGUUUACCCAUUAUAUUGCUUGUCUGUUUUUUUUUUUUUUUUUGAGUCUGCUUUAUGCAGGCGUGAGGUUGGGUUGGCCCAUCUUGUGGUGCCUCUUGCUACAUGGCACUGUGCCUGGCACACUGUGGCACAGAAAGGCCCCAGAGAAGGCUGGCCCUCCAGGGUCUGCCCCAGAGUGUCCUGGACUCGGCAGACCAUUCUUCCUUUACUUCCUCCCCCUCGAUCUUCAGCUGCCAGUAGCUGUGGCCUUUGCUGCCAAGUUGUGUCCUUUUUGGACUUUAAAAGACGGGUCACUCCUCACAGUCCCUAGUAAGAAUGUGUUAAAUGCGUGCUCUGCGAAUGCUUCCCUGUGUUUAAACUUUAUGUCUACACUCCAGGCUCUGUGUUGCGUGUUUAUCUGCCAUUAGCCUCAUGGUUUUUUCCUUUUUUUUAUCAUUGUUGGAACAGGUGCCAUUUAGAUCACCUCCAUGCUCCCCAUUUGCACCCACUUAGUUCACGCUGAGAGGCUGCCAACUCAGAUUCCAGUCAGCUGGAAUUUUUAAGGCUCUGUUUGCUUGGAGAAGCAGGAGGUUGGAAUGUAUUUUUUCUUCCUUGUUUGCACUAUGUACAGUCCUGAGCCCCUCAUGUUCAGCUGUGCUGUGUAGCUGCUGACCACGCAGGCAAGCCAGCAGCACUGCCCACAUCUGGGAAAGGAAGCAGCGUCUUCCAUAGUGGCUGAUCACAGCCUCAUAGCCCCUGCGCACCCUUUGUCAUGGACUCAGUGACUCAUGGACAUGGCACUGUGGCAUUUGCAGGGACAAGUGGCCCUAGUGCUGUGUUCUUGCCUUGGGUUAUGAGAUAGUAAAUUAUCCCCCGCCCCUUUCAGUGGCAAUAAAGAGCUUGGUUGGACUUCUUGUUCAUUUGUAUAUGGCAUGUAACAUAUUUUCUCUGUAAGAACACUCAAGACUCGGACUGUGUGUGACUGCAUGGGUGCUGUCCCUUUUGCUUAUCAGGGGCAGGUGGACUUGAACACUGGCACCCAGUACAGCACGGCGCACAGGGGAGCUCCCUGACCUGGGGUGCUCUGCGUGGAUGGUCGGGACCACGUCUUUUGUAAAAGCACACUUGCCACAUGCCUAUGAGUUGCAGCCAUAGCUGAAGAAACAUUUCCUCCAAUGUAUUGUUGUUCCAGGAAUCAUGUUCUAGUCUCCCGUACUUUAUGUUUAAUUUUAAUAAAAGCUGU
Molecule: messenger RNA, 6329 nt
Organism: Lepus europaeus (European hare)
Lineage: Eukaryota; Metazoa; Chordata; Mammalia; Lagomorpha; Leporidae
Gene: KLHL3
Product: kelch like family member 3
Exons: 15
Coding region: 249-2054 (601 amino acids)
Biological process (GO): monoatomic ion homeostasis; protein K48-linked ubiquitination; renal sodium ion absorption
Cellular component (GO): cytosol
Molecular function (GO): protein binding
Source: RefSeq, a predicted model, not a curated record